Messenger RNA from Chara braunii, 15298 nucleotides. The record is from the annotation of a GenBank genome assembly. NCBI's taxonomy places the organism in Eukaryota, Viridiplantae, Streptophyta, Charophyceae, Charales, Characeae.
UCCUUCUGGACACAAAGAGAGAGAGAGAGAGAGAGAGAAAGAGAGAGAGAGAGAGAGAGAGAGAGAGAGAGAGAGAGAGAGAGAAUGCGGAGCAAGUCUUCGGUUACGGCUCAUCAAGUAUCAGGUCCGAGAAUAGGACCUGGAACAAGUGGAGGUGUAGAUUAUGAACCUUGGUCACUGGAGUUUGACGAUGUCUUCCCUCAAGUUUGUCCCAUGCUUUCGCAGUGUCCUGGCAGCAGCACUCAUUCUGGCCUUGAGUACGCUAGUCUGCAUGGUCCAGGGAACGAACCUGGUACUACUCUUGAUGCAGGUGCAGACAAUCGGAAUGGCGACGGUCAAUCUGACUUUUUUUAUUCAAGUUAUGAUAUGGGGAUAUCGGAGAUCGAUUGCACUUACCCAGACCUUGUCAACAUCCUAUCCCUUGGCAAGUUAACGUGUAGGGAGGAGGAGGAGGAGGAGGAGGAGGAGGUAGAAAAGGAACUGAGGAUUCUCGAAAGUCCCAUCAUGGUGCUAUUUGCGGACGAAGAGAAGAGGGAGGGAGGAGGGAGAAAGGAGGAUGAGGAUGAGGAGGAGGUUACGGCGGCUGUGACCGGGAUCGUUCCAGGAUUUCCGUUGUCGUCAACAGCGCAUGUUACGUCGAACAGCAUGCUGGACAACGGAGCAGCGAGAGCACCAAACGCGAAUGCAGCAGAUGGAGAGAACGCGGAGGAUCUGCGGGAGAGAAAAGGGAGGGAGGAGUGUCCGGUCAUUAUGCUAUUUGCGGACGAAGAGAAGAGGGAGGGUGGUGGGAGUAAGGAGAAGGAGGAGGUGACCGCGGCUGCGACCGGGAUCGAUCCAAGAUUUCCGUUGUCGUCAACGGCGUAUGAUACGUCGAACAGCAUGGUUGAGAAUGGAGCAACGAGAGCACAUGACGCGAAUGCAGCAGUGCCGGCAGAGAGAGAGAAUACGGAGGGUAUCCAGGAGAGAGAAGGGAGGGAGGAGGUGACAUUGGGUGUCCAUAGUCCGUCGGACAGAGAGGUGGAUACUGAAGCGGGGAGCGAGAGGGGGGACGGCCAGGGAAGCAUGAUCGGCUGCCACGUGGUGCCGAUAAUUGUUCUCGAGGAGGAAAGGGAGGUGGAGGUGGAGGAAGAGGAGGAGGAGGAGGAGGAGGAGGAGGAGGAGGAGGGAGGGGGUAACAUUCUUAGGUGGAAAACGAAGGGGGCAAAUAUGAGCGAAGGUGGGAAGGAGAGCAAUAAGGAGGAGGAGGAGGAGGAGGAGGAGGAGGAGGAGGAGGGAGUCCAGGAGGAGAUGAUGUCCCUGAGCACGGUUACGUCGUCGAGAACAUAUAAUCUGUCGAGCAGCGAGGAGGAGGAGAAAAAAGGGUGUGAGGGGUCUGAGGACAGGGAGGGGGAGAAGAAGUUGUUGAUGCUAAGCGUAUCUUCGGACGGAUACGAGAGGAAUGAAGAGAGCAAAGCAGGGGAAGGAAAGGAAACUCAGGAGAGGACUCUUACUUGUCCCGCGGUACCUGUUCUGGAAGAAAAGAAGAAACGAGAUUGGGAACAGAAGGCACGGGAGGACGAAGCGGAUACAGCGAAGAUCGAAAAUAGGCUGAGUAAAUGUCGCAUGGCGUCUAUGGUAAGCCAGUCAUUGGACUCGUCGCAUAAACAAGAGAAAGGAGAGGAGGAUAGGGAGGGGGAGGAGGAUGGGGAGGUCGGGGAGGGGGGGGAGGAUGGGAAGGAUGGGGAGGGGGAGAAGAAGAAAGAUGCGCAAAAGGAGGCGGCGAAGGUGGUGCGAGUUGGAGAAAGAACGAACGAGGAGGAGGAGGAGGAGGAGUGGAUGUCAAGAUGUCCCAUGCUGCAGGCUGUAAUUGGUGAUUGCCCAGAAGGGCCAGAACAAUGGGCGGAAAGUGAGGAGAGGAAGCAGAGCGUGGGUGAUUCGGGGAAGGGGAUAAGAUACGCAAUGCUGCCGGACAUAGAACCUUUGCCAAGUCGGAACGAGGAGAGGAAGGGAAGUGUCUGCGAGGAGGAGGAGGAGGAGGUGCAGGUCCCUCUGCAGGAGGUCGGGGAAGCCGAGCGUUGCGUGCCAAACUAUCCCACAAUGGUGGCUCAAAGCCGGAUUGUGGACGAUGUCGCAGAGAGGCAACACGGUGUGCAUCCUUCGAAGGCGGAGGGGAAGGAGGGGGAGGAGGAGAAAGGGAGGGGGUGUGGGAAGGAGGGGGAGGAUGGCGAGGAGGGGGAGGAAGAAAAGGUGGGAAGCGCUGAGAAACAUCUAAUAAUGCCCGGUCUGAGCGAGAGGUUGGGGGUAAAGGAGGACAAGCAGGGGACAGAAGAACGGAAGGAGAGGAUGGGGGCGAAGGUGGAUAGGCAGGAGGAAGAAUGGGAGGAGGAGGACGAGAGGGAAGAGUCAGUUUGGCAGUCCCUUACGGAAGGGUUGGAGGAUAAGACAGUCAGCCCCCUGACGUUUCCCAUGCCAUCGCUUCCAGGCGAUACGUCGCUCCCAAGUUUGCACGAGCUAUCGGUUGGUAAGGAGGACAAGGAGGAGGACAAGGAGGAGGAAAAGGAGGAGGACAAGGCAGGAGAGAAGGAGAAGACAGUCAGCCCACUGAAGUUUCCCAUGCCGUCGCUUCGAGGCCAUACGUCCGUUCAAGAUUUGCACCAACGAUGGUCACUAGGCAAAGAGGAAAAGGAGGAGGAAAAGGUGGAAAAGGAGGAGGAGGAGGAGGAGGAGGAGAAGGAGGAGGAGGAGAAGAAGGGGAAGGAGGAGAAAGAGGGAGAAGAGAAGGAGAAAGUAGAGUUGAUUUCGUGGGAGUCUCUGGCAGAUCAGCACAGCUAUUGUUAUAAUCAUGACUACCAGCUUCGGGCUCACUAUCCUUCCUUCGAGAUGGUCGCAUUGGUCGGUGGUUCGAUUCUCGAUGCAGACGCCGAUGAUGCUGGUUAUGAGUCUUAUGAUGAUGGGUCGGUUUUGCAAUCGUCAGCUAUUUUUAGCCACACAAGUGGCACAAUCGUGACAUUGUCGGAUGAAGAUCGUGGGCCUCCUGUGGAGGCGGAGGGCCUCCUGAAGGACCAGCAAACUAUUCAUGAUUAUCUCGAUUCGACCACAUUUGAUAUGACGUCCACGAACGUACCCGGGAUUGGUUUCGGGCCUUACGGGGCGGGGUUGGAGAUUUCGUACAGUGACUGUCUGGGUCCGUUAGUAAACCCACCGACGGCGACGUCUGCUAACGGUCACAAACGGUCUGAGAACUCGUCCGCUGUGGUGCUUUCUGAACAAUCUGAACCAACUGGCAGGGCGAGCACGAUCUGCUCCGAGGUGACGGCUAAUCUGGUCCAUUUUCAUCCAGCUUGUAGUGGAGACUCUGGAGAGCCCCAGGCUCGAGCGCUGAACUGGUCGCUAAGCAGACCAGAUCCUCCUGUGAAUUGUCAUCCAGCUGAUGGCUGUGACAAGCAGACCUGCUCCACGUACUUGUCCGAUCUUGAGCAUUGUCAAGCAACAACUAGCAGGAGUGCGGAGCCUCGGAGCUGGACCUCGUCCAGAACAGCAGCAGCAGGUCUGGUUCAUUGCCAAUCAUCAUCGACAAGAGAGGGACUGAGUCACACCAGGUUCAAGGACACGGGGGGAUUGGGUUUAGGUCGUUGUCGGACAUCUGCCCAAAGCGCUGAGGACUCUGAGGAGCAUGGCAGCCCGAAUGUGUCCAGCAGAGGUAUUGCAGACGUGGUCCGUUCUAAGACCUCUGAUGAGGACCAGAAGCAGUGGAAGACAUGGGCCUGGCCCGGAAACCUGUCCGAUCUGUGUGAUGGCCCGUCGUCAGAUUCGCCACACGCGGAGUGUUCGAGUCCCACUUGGAUGUCGGCUAGAGCCUUGGCAGAGCUGCUCUGCUGUGACUCAGCAGCUGUUGCACAGUGUCAGCCUGAGAAAUUGGCAUGCCCCACCUACAAGUUCGAUCAAAGUUGCAGUCAGCUGAGUGAGGAGGUCUACUAUUUCCACAAGGACCAGAACAGCUCUCCUGGUUCAUGGGCGAUGUUUACUCAUCGCGAUGGUCUGCAGUCUGCACCAGGUCCGUACCAGCUUGGAUAUCACAGUGACACGUGUGAUGAAGUUCUGUACCAGGUUGCAGUGCCUUCUCGAGAUCGAGUCCCAGGUGCUGGUCUGCAGUCUGGACCAGGUCCGUACCAGCUUGGACAUCACAAUGACACGUGGCUUGGACAUCACAGUGACACGUGUGAUCAAGUUCUGUACCAGGUUGCGGUGCCUUCUCCAGAUCGACCCCCAGGUGCUGGUCUGCAGUCUGGACCAGGUCCGUACCAGCUUGGAUAUCCUGGUGAGAUGUGUCAUCGAGGUCCGUACCAGGUUGCAGUGCCUUCUCCAGAUCGGUCCCCAGGUGCAGGGGUGGUACCUCCUCAAGGAGCAUUGUGGCCUGCAGCCCCCUCCUCCUCCCAGCCACAGGACGUCUGUUGGUCCAACCAUGCCAAUCUUCCGAUAACAACGAGGAAUGACUCAGAAUCCUUGACUAUUGUUCUCAGUAGAGCAAUGAAUUGCGCUUCGAGGGACUGCAGUGAACUCUCAUUUCCGUUGACGGCAUUGCCAUGCUAUGCCACCCUUGCUGCUGCUGCUACUUCAGUUGCAAUACCCCCUCCGAGGCAAAACUACGGCACACAUCCUGACCAUUCCCAGACCAGAACUCAUUUACCAUUGACAGCAACGGAAAUCCAUGAGGAGGUGGGUAGAUCACAACGGUCUUGUACUUUGUCUUAUUUGACCCCGAGCGAUUGCAGUGCAGGCACCACAAGUCUAAGUGUUGACGUCACAACCACAAGUGCAAGAGGUACAGAUAGUGUUGACGUCACAGCUGCAAAUGCCAGAGGUACAAAUAGUGUUGACGUCACAGCUCAGACAGCUGCAAAUUUAAAAGGUACAAUUAGUGUUGACGUCACGACUGUGAAUGCAAGAGGUACAAAAAGUGUUGACGUCAGUCACGUCACGGCUGCAAAUGCCAGAGUCACAGAUAGUGUUGAAGUCACAGCUGCAAGCUCAAAAGGGACAAAUAGUGUUGGCUUCAGGACUGUGAAUGCGAGAGGUACAGAAUCUACAGAUGGUGUUGAGCUCACAGCUGCCAGUUCGAGACUGGGACUAGGUUGUGCGGGACCUGAGCAGUUUGUCGUGCCGGGACCGGACACUGCGGCCGGUUCCGGUCAGGAGCCGCUGAAGGAAUGUCUUUCUCUAGAGCAGCCACAGGAGGACUCGGGUUCCACCUUCAAGCAUGACUGGAGCUCUUCAUUAGAUCCUACAGGUUCUCUCUUCAUUCCCAACGGCUGGAACUUAGGUGAUACUUCUCACCUGAAUGACAAGUGGGACAACAUGAGUGACAAGUGGGACCACAUCAGUGACAAGUGGGACAACAUGAGUGCCAUGCUUGAGAUGCAGCAGCUGCAGCUACAGGUUGAUGAACAGGUGUCUGCACAAGGUCGUGACAUGGACGACGAUGAGGAUCUCUCUGUCUUCGUCUCGUCCUUGUUAGAAGAUUACGAGAAUGAACUUGGACAGCAAGAAUGCCAAGAAAAUCGUUUUCUCGACUUCCAGUCAAUUAGGCCAGGCACUCACGAGGGCCAUGACUCUAUUAUCGCUGCAACCUCCGAGCUGUCAGAGCUGGCAUUGCGAACUCACGCGUAUUUUGACAGUCGAGACAACCGUCCCAAUUAUGGCGAUGUUGAUCGCAUCCCCUUAUCCCUUGCCGCUGACCUGGCGUUGUCAGAGGCCCUAUUAUCACCAAACUGUCAGAGAGUUCCCAAUACCAGCCCAAAUCCCAGUCCCAUUCCCAUUCCCAUUCCCAAUUCCAGUUCCAGUUGUAGUCCCCAAGAUAGUGUCUGUGGAGCAAGUCUCUGGCCCAAUAGCAGGUCCAUCCUCAGCACCACUUGUGUUCCCGAUGAUCCCGAUCCCGAUCCCAAACCUGAUCCUGUCCUUGAUCCCAAGCCCAGCCAUGGUUCUGAUCGCAGUCUGACUCCCACUCUUGAUCCAAAACGGCACCCGAGGGGGUUGAGCCCUAAUCCCAGACCCAUUCCCAAGCAGACACAGAGUCUCAAUGCCAGCCGAAGAGGAAGUUUGACACCAACUAUGGGACCGUGUGGCAAGUCUGCUAUUGGUAGCUUUAAUCAUUCCAACCCCAGCUUUACUCUUGAUCCUGGCUCCGUUUUGGAACCCGACUUGUGUCCCAAUCCCAAUGGCUAUCCUGGAAUCACGUCCAAUGGCAGUUCCUAUUCUGUCCCUGGUCCCAUCACUGGGUCCAAGGCCAGUUCAGGUUCCAACCCACGGCUUAGAGCCUUUUCAAGGUCCAUUCCCAGUUCCAUUCCUGGUCCAAUAUCUGGUCCGAAAGUGAGUCCCAGUCCUAGCGGUACUCUUGAACCUAAGUUCGGGGGGCGUACUCACCGUGUUGGCUGUUUCGAUCCCAACCCUUUCAGCCCAGGGCCUGCUCAGUCCCACGCUUCUCUCUGUUCUCAGACUGCUGGCACGAGCUCCAUCCAAAAGGACGUUAAUGUCAUUAGCGCACCCCAGACUGUGAAGCCGGAGGUGGGAUGGUGCAGAGAAGGCAGCCAUGUGAUCCACGGUAAUGGGGUGAUUGGUACCCCCGAUAGACUCGGUGCAGUGGAGUUGAGCGGCACUGUGCAAAGGUGGAGACACUGUAGAGGGACCACGGGUACCCGCAAGCGGAAAGUUGAAGUCCAAGACCAGUACUUCUGGGCGCGAGCCAUCUGCAAGGUCCUUGCAGAUACGCCUCCAGUAUCGGCUAGCUGGGGUGUGGACCAGCAAGAGGGAGAGAGGGCCCCAAUCGAGCAUGACACCCAGGCCCAGGCCGCCCAGCAGCAGUCACCAAUUGGAGGCUGUGAGGUUGGAGAUGGUGGCAGCACUGGCAGGGAGUCCAAGUUCAAUGAACUGGAUCUGAGGCAAGCGGAGACAGUGAAGGGGACAACGAGGAGAGGAAGAGGAGGCAAGCGCACUAAAAGUAUGCAGAGCCGAAGCGACGUCGAUGGCCUGGAAUCUAGCAAUCCAAAGAAAAUGCCCCAAGUCUCAGUGCAGGCAACUUACCUAAAACUUAACUAUGGUUUGGGACCAACUGAGAGUGGUGAGAGGGUUAAGGGGAGAAAGACACGAAAACCACGUCAAUGUAGCGGUAAGAGAAUAAACUUCAAGGAUGCGCACGACAAGAACAAAGGAAAUACGAGUGUCAUGCGACAAUGUUCAGGAGUGAGUGUCCCGUCGGACCCAUCCGCUUGUCGACAAUUUAGAGAAAAACCUCUUCCAGGAGUGAGUGUGCCAUUCACUUGUCGACGAUUUCGACCAGAACCUCUUCCUCGCCAAGCUUGUGGGAUAUCUAUGGAACGUCGAUCAGCAGCCCCACAUGACGGACCUGGACCUCGUCUCGAUUUCCAACGAGAAAGUGUUUCUGUUGGAACAGAACCUCUUCCUUGCCAAGCUUGCGGGACAUUGUUGGGAUCUCUAUCAGCAGCCCCACAUGAUGGACCUGGUCUAGAAGUUCAACGAGAGCAUGUUUUUGCUGAAGUAUCUGGUCCACCAUCUGGUCCAGAAUUUGAUCCAGGCGCCGUCCGUGCCGACGCAUCCAGUCCAUGUCAGGAACAUGGGGUGACUGUGCACAUCGGCAGAGAGGGCAGGCACAAGAAGACGAGCUUGCACGGGGCCGCCGCUAAGGUUUGGUGUAUCUGCCAAAGGACAUCGUCUCUAGAGUCUGGUGUGCAUCCUGAGCUGAACCCAGCUACUUGUGGACGUUCUGAUCAGACUGAUCCUGAGCCUGAGGGUGAUGUUUUGGAUGAAAUGGUAGCAGAGGCCUCUGGGAGGACCCAGGUCUGUGGACCUUCCGAUGAGCAAACUGGGAGUAAACCAGGUCCGGAAACUGUGCCAGCACCUGGUUCAAACCGCGAUAAACAAGUCGAGCAGCAGCAGAGCGACAACCUUCCUUCUCCUCCUCCUCCUCAGGCAGCACUCCUUGUUGCCCGCGGUUCGAACCCGCCGAAGGAGCUACUGCCAGAUGCGCGCCAAGCUGCGCACGCUGAUAAUGUUGACGUCAACGCUGCGUUUAGCAAGCAGAUCAUCGUGCCGGAGCCCGAAGCGUCGGUUUGUUCUGCUGCCGUCCAGCAGCAGCUUGACAACGCCAACCGCGGAAGCAGCAGCACCAGCCGCUCAGGGCAGCAGCUUACCUCGACCUCCUCCAGGCCCUACUGUGGUGCAUCAUCAGCGACGCCGGACUCACGUUCGCAAGAAGACACAGGUCACACAGCAGCAGCAGCUCCGCGUCCCGCCGCCGUUGAUGUUCAAACCGAUCCCGACACAUCCGUUGUUGCUGACGUGGCGAACAUAAAAAAUGUGGAUAAGCUUCUGAUGGCGACGGCCUUAAGCAACCGGUUCACGGGAUCCCAACCAAGAUGCUGCGACCUGAGCUCGGUCUCGACCGGUGCAAGGAGACACGACGAGGGUGAAGCUGGCGUGAGGGAAAAGGAGUUACCCGCGAGGAAGAGCAGUGGCGUCACUGGCGUGUCAGUGACCGGGACCCCGGCGUGCACGUCGGAUCUUACGUGUGCAACACUCGCAUCUGCCAGCGCAGGUACCGCAGCGUGCGGCUCCGCUGCAGUCGCCGCAGAGAUCGGGACCUCCGCGUCGAUAAUCGCCGGGGAACAGGCACCACCUCGUGGCAGACUUAACGACGGGCAAGACGAGGAUCGAGAAGGUCCUCCUAGUACUAGCGUCUUCCCCCGAUCUCAACGCACCCUCAUCAUGGACGAGUACAAGCUCUUGUCUCUCGUUGGACAGCAACACAGGGUCUCAGCGCACCACUCGCCAAAAGCCACAAAUCUUUUGAAUGAACCUCGACGACGUGCAAGUCCAGAUACAUUCAAAAUGUUAACGUUUGGCGAGUGGUGCGGCGAGGCGGACAGUCAUGAUGAGCUUGUGCUGUGUUCGGGCGAAGACGGCUUAGACGGUCGUCCACUGAUCUCCAAUCGGAACCAGUCAGCGUUGACCGAAGAGGGGGAGGAGGAGGAGGAGGAGGAGGAGGAGAAGCUUACUGCUCAUCAAACUGCAGGAAAAGCUGACUUGGACGCUCAUUACGGGGGAGCUCUUGCAGAGGCAGGUGAUUUCAACGUGAGGAAACUGCAUGCCUCUCGUGGAUCUGGCUACGGCGUGACGAGCAAGACCGACAGUAAAGCGCAUCACCAUGAUCGUGAUCAAGGUCAUGACGAUGAUGACGGAGCCCUCGAAGAAGAUGUUGACGUCCACUUGAAAUCCCAUCGCCACGGUGUACCGCGCGAAUGGGUUGACGUCAGCUUGAAAACGCCGCAUAACCAUGCAACCAACCCAGGUUCGAACGAUGCACCGCCUGGUUCUGCCUGUGAGUGGAGUGGACGUGGUGACCGUGGCAGCGAGUGUCGGGAUAGCGGAAAGACCCUAGAGGGCAGGGAAACGGACAUGUUGAACAGACUGAGCACGUUAGGUCUUCCAGCAAGCACGUCGUUUUCACAGCCGACGUCGAAUCUUGUGACAUCGGCUGUUUCCACAUUUUCACAUCCCGUCCUGGUCGAGCUUCCACCCUGUCCCUCGGCUCUUCACGGAUUGAAGAGCGGUGGAGAUGCUGUCGAAAUGAAGUCCCACAGCGAAGAGAAUGACAGGACUAACAGGAGGUGGGAGGGUAGGACCAACAACAACAUCAACAACAACAACAACAACAACAACAACAACAACAACAACAACAACAACAACAACUGCAGCAGCAGUAGCAGCAACAAGAACAACACUGGCGAGACCUCGUUAGUGUGGUCAAUCGCAUGUGAAACUACCGGCACAGGAGAUGUGGUCACGUGUGCAAGGACGAGAGAAAGUGGCGGUUUGGGAGAGGCAGAGUGUGUUCACACUGAUUUCACAUUGGUACUCGUUCCGGAGCCGCCUGCUUUUGCACUGCGGCAUGAAAUGGGACAACGAGGGGCAGAAGCGAAGGAUGACGUUAACGCAGGUGCGAGUUCAGGGGAAGAAAUAGCGAGAGAAGGAGGAGGAGGAGGAGGAGGAGGAGGGGGAGGAGGGAGUUCGCUGCGAGAAAGUGACGGCUUGGCAGAGACAUUGCGUCUUCGCACUGAUGCAUGCGCUGAUCAUGCGCUAGCUGUGGCAUGCAGCAGCAGCAGAGACGCUCGGUCAGUUGAAUGUGUCAGAAUUGUCGAUGACGUCAACGGGUUAAAUAUGAAUGAGGGGUCGGUAGAGCCUCCUACCAAGCCGGAGAUCUCGGCGGCCUCCCUCGGUCAUCAGGAAGAGGGAUCACAGACGAGCACGCAAGGUCCGAACUUGGGUGGAAUUCCGGACCGGAUUCCGAACCGGGAUCCUGGCCAGAUACCGAACCGAAAUCCUAGCCAGAUACCUAACUGGAAUCCUGACCAGAAGGAAGCAACAGGGCCGAGUUCACACUUGGCACGAUCAGCUCAUGGCACGAGAUCGUGUGACAGCUCACUGCAGGACGAGCUCGCUGGGAGGCUGAGAGUCUUGAGACCUAGAACUUGUUUACACUGGGAAGAACCGAACGGGAAUCCUGACCGGAAGGAAGCAGCAGGGCCAUGUCCACACUUGGGAGAAUCGGAUGGCACGAGGUUGUGUGACAGCUCACUGCAGGACGACGAGCUCGCUGGGAGGUUGCAAAGAAAGAAACCGAGAACGUGCUCACACUGGGAAGAACCGGACCGGCAUCCUAACUGGAAGGAAGCGCCGGGGCCGCGUUCACACUUGGGAGAAUCCGAUGACACGAGAAUCACGAGAUCGUGUGACAGCUCACUGCAGGACGAGCUCGCUGAGACGUUGCCCAGAAAAAAAACGAGAACGUGUUCACACUGCGAAGAACCCAGUUUUGGAACUUUUGGGCAAUGUCAUAAGCUAUCGAUGCAGGGGGAAGAUUUGCCCGACAACUCAAAGUGGAAACACUGGAAAGGAGUGGAAACACCAAUUCCUGCUGCCACACAACUUGUGGAAACGAGGGAAGAGAUUGAUCAUCAUCAUGGUAUGGAAUCACGAGCACGACAUGCUGGGUGUGUACUCAACUUUGAGGAGCAAAAGGGCGAAGCCCAUCGGAGGGUGCAGGGGGGAGAAGUAGGGGGCUGGGAUCGGGGGGAGGAAGGAGGGAGUGGAAACUUGGGGCCGGAAAAGAUAGGCGAGAGCUCACGGAGCCAAAGAGUGGUUUCCAAGGAGAGUUGUGGGAUUAAAGAAAUGGAUGUGGCGGUGAAAGCGAUUGGCAUAUCACCACAUCGAGAAGACGACAACGAUUCCGAGUCGAGAGGGACCAGAGGAUUGGGGCAGUCGAAAGAAGUGUCACUGAAAGAAAUGGAGGAAGGAAGGGGCAAGUUGGGCAACUGCUCUACAGCUGGAAAAGGGGCAAUUACUCUACACUGUCUAGAGCGGGGAGGUGAUGCUGACAUUGCUGAGAGCGUUUUACUGUUUUUACAGCAGCAGGAAGAAGAGGGAGACGGACUUGUAGGGCAGGGGGAAAGAGUGGAUGUUGUCGAGAGAUCAUACGGAGGAGAACUUGCCAGCCUGGAAGCCAUCGCGCGUUCAAGCCGAGAAGAAGAAGAAGAUGGGCGGAGAAGGUUGCAGCCGGAAGAAGCCGCUGUGACCGCCGUCGUUAUAGAGCUGGGAGAGCGGGGAGAAGGCAGUCUAAGCUCGCACCAGGAAGAGGAGGGAGGGGGCAGUUGCCGCAGUGUGAGAGAGGUAAGAGCGGUAGGGGUUGAGGCCCUUGAGGGAUUACGGAGACGAGAAGAGGACUGCCUGGAAGCGAUUGGGAGGGUAGAUUCUAUGGAACGAGAAGAAGACGAGCAUGGGAGAAAGCUGCAGCUGGGAGAGGGAUGCGGGAAACGCAGUCUGGAGCGGGGAGGGGCAUGUUGGAAAGUUGGUCUGCAGCCGGGAGCGGCAUGCGGGAUAAUCAGUGUGCAUGAGGGAGGGGCAUGCCGGAAAGUCGGUCUGCAUGAGGGAGGGGCAUGCGGGAAAGUCAGUCUGAAUGAGGGAGGGGCAGUCGAGGACGUUGGCCUGCAGGGGGUAGAGGCAUUUGGGGAGGCUAGUCUGCAGCGGCGAGAGCUGGACAACAUGGGUCUGGAAGUGGGUGGUGGUAUUUCCGAGGCUGAAGUAGUCGGUGAGAACUCACCAGAGGGGGAAAUACCCUGUGGGAGCUUGCAGCGGGGCGAAAGAGCGGUUGGGCGUAGACAAGGGGGCGAGCCACAUGGCAGUCCGCUCGUCGUAUUACCUACCGGUGUUGCGGAGGGGGUGGGUUUAUCGAAGGGGAAAGAAGUCACUCUGACGCAGGGAGGAGAACCGCAUAAUAGAAUGGAUGCACUCGUGACCGCAAAGCCGGGGGCAGCUACAGGAGUGAGCUUGUCGCCUGCUUCUUCACCUCGGGGCGAAGUGGCAGAACGAUAUGCAGACGCAGAGGAUGACCAUAGUGCAGGCGUGAGUUCACGUGGAGAAGUAGCAAGAGUAGGAGUAGGAGCAGGAGGAGUAAUAGGAGGAGGAGGAGGACGAGGAGGAGGAGGGAGUUCACUUGGACAAAACCCACUUGAGCCUGCUGCAGAAGUGCAAGAUGCUGGUCUUAGGAAAGGCCCGGCAUCACUUGGGCCUUCACAAGUGCAAGAUCCUGCUGUCACGGAAGGCCCGGCAUCACUUGGGCCUGUGCGCAAGGGUGAGCAUUUGCACAGCGAAGACGUACACGUCGUACCUGCAAGUGUACCGUUGGGAAACCCGGACCCUCUACAACAUGGUGUUCGUCGCCGCCUAAGCCAUCGGAACGGGUGCUCCUCAUAUCACAAGGGAGGACAAGAAGAAGAAGAAGAAGAAGAAGAAGAAGAAGAAGAAGAAGAGGAGGAGGAGGAGGAGGAGGAGGAGGCGGAUCAAAGGAGAAGAGAGGUGGUGGAAGAAGAAUCACCGGGUGGGAAAUGGGCGGACUCCGAGAGAGUGCUACCGAGCUCUGAACAGACUAGGAGGAAGAGGACACGCGCCGUAUGUGACGAUGGUUCGCUCUGUAGAGCAAAGAGGAGGAGACAAGGGAACCGGCCAUCUACUGCAACCACCUCUAUUCUCUCCUCUCCCUCUGUCCUCGCACAUGAAGAGACCGUAUUCCAGUCCCAGAGGAGGGGCAAGCAAUACUCGGAAAUUGAGCGGUGUGAACACUGUCACACGACUGAAGGCACUCCAUUCCAGUCAACGCCAGUUGCAGUCCAGGUCAAAGAACCAGUCCUACGCCAAGUUCCAGGUCCAGCCGCAGAGGGUGACGCAGUGGGAGGGGUGAAAGUGGAGCGAGGCACGCAAGAGCAACUUGAUGACGUCAACAAAACGUUUUGGAAGUCGAUUUCCUCUGCGCUGAGACGUCUCUUGCUGCGGACACGGGAAGGGGUUGACGUCAACAACAAGGGCACACGGUGCCAGCCGUUAUCUGCUGGUGCCAGGGGUAGAAACGAGAAUGAUGAAAUUCGAUGUGAAUUCGAAUUAUUCAACACGGAGAACAGCGUACUGAGUCGGGGACUGCCAGUGGGUCUCGAUCGUCAUCAAGAAUUUGAAAGUUGGAUUUUGCGAAUGGAAGAGAUGGUGGACAAGGUUAUGGGAGAAGAGGAACGGUACCUUCACAAGAUAGAUCAACUAUGGUCUGAACUGCAGGGGACGACGAUGGACCAGGGAGCGACUGGUCGCCGGAAAGCGAUUCAAGCCCUGAGGCGCGCAGUGUCCGCAAGUUUCCAUAGACUUCGCUUUCAAAUCCUUAAGCAUUUCGCAAAAGUCUUUUCAGCGCACAGCACAUCUGCUGGAGGCGUCAGCUGCAGCUCCUCGCCGUUGGAUCGUCCCACACGUGUCACUGAUCCCACAUGUGUUCGAUCGUGGCCCGGUCCAGGAGGGCUUAACAGAGGAGGUGGUCCUGUCAAGAGACUCAAAACUAGUGUAGAACCUGGUCUGCCAGUUGGACCACGUGCAGACCAGAAUCACAGACCUGGAGCAGUUGAACCAGUCUCGGGACAAUAUCUUGGGGCCCAGUGUGGCCCAGCAGGGGUCUAUCUGGCAGCAGGUCCAAAAAGAAGAUGUGGCGUUGUGAAACCUGGUUUUCCAGAACCUAGUCUGCCAGUUAGACCAGGUGCAGGCCAGGAUCAGAGACCAGGAGCAGUUGGACCUGGUUCCAGACGAUAUCUUGGAGCCCAGUGUGGGCCAGCAGGCGCUCAUUUGGCACCAGGUCUGAAACUGCAAGCCCGUUCAGACACGGGUCUGCCGCUGACACAACGCCCAGGACGAGAUCUGAGACCGGGUCCUGCUGGAGACAUUCUGCUGAUGGGACCGGGACCAGUACAUCAAGUUCAUCAACCAGCAGGUCCAGCACCACUGGGCCCGGCGAGACAACAUUUCACACCCAUUUAUACUACAGCUCCUGAAACAGCGGGACUUGGUCUCGGGAGAGGUCCUGAACCAGCGGGACGAGUACGGAGACCAGGGGUGGCUUGCGGUCCUUGGCAACAUACCUGUGAACGAGCUUGGCAACCUGUUGGUGCACAUGCCACGGGUGGGACUGCUCCGGAACUUAACCAAUCAGAAGGUUCACUGAGAUUGGUAUCUGGUCCGGAUUUUGAAGCUUGUUCAGUACCUGGUCUUGGUGGUCUGCCAGUGGAGUUUGAACCUGGUUUGGCACCAGGUGUGGAAACUGGUCAUACCUUUGAACGCAACCUCGAUAGCCUCAGAGAAGGGGUUUCCCGGGUUUCUAAUUGGUUCAUCAACGCCCGUGUGCGAUUGUGGAAGCCGAUGCUGGAGUGUAUUUAUCAAGAAUUGACUGAAGAGCGUCAGCAGCAGGAGACCUGUGGUUCUCGUCAAUUCGACAGAAGACUAUUCUCUGCUAAGAAGCGCAAAAGAGAAUGCCAAAGUUCUUCCUCAGCUACUGUCCAUCCAUUUGCAUCUGCAUCUGAAAAUGAGGCAGACGAUAACGAGGAGGAUGAUGAUGAAGAGGAGGAGGAGGAGGAGGGGGGGGGGGAGGUGCACAUGAAAGAGGAUGAGCAGGAGGACAGGAAAGACGAGGGGGAGGAGGAGGAGAAAGAACACAUUGUCAAGAGGAAUGAGGAGCCUAAGGGGCAGUCCAAGGAGGAGGAAGAAGCGAGAGUGUGGGAUGACGCAGCAGAUGUUUCUGAUAUGCUGGGAUGCUUUACCACGAGACCGGAGAACAAUCUUGGUGUAGCAAUGAUUGGGUUCUGAUGGCCGAGCAUGAGAUUAGUUAAGAGUGGAGUGGUGCCGAUACACCAAAGAAAGACCUCCGGCAAUGCCUUAAGCAAUGAUC